AUGUUCGUAUCUCGUGCCCUAUUGCGACGUCCUCGACUACCAUUCCUAGCAAAAGACCAACUACCAGACCUCAAUAAAGUUCAUCCGAUACUCGAUUUUGAAGGCGGACACUUUAAUCAAAAGUUCCCCGUUACGAAACCCGAAGUGAUUCUUAACUCACAACUAGAAAACGACAAUGAAACACUAUCCGCAGUCACCGGGCUUACGGUCGAACAAAUCAGUAAACUUCUCAAAAAAGCAUUGAUUAUUAAACGUGUGGUUCAUGUCACCGGGAAGGGAAAAAUGCAGUUGAUGUAUUCGUUGGUUGUGGUGGGAAACGGAGAAGGUGUCGCCGGUUAUGGCGAAGGAAAACACGAGGAGGUGAUCAUGGCGAUAAAGAAAGCGACUAAUGUCGCUAUAAAGAAUUUACAUUAUUUUGAGAGGUAUGAUGAGCGGACGAUAUACCAUGAUAUUGAACAUAAGUUUGGGGCGUCACGAUUGAAGUUGAUGGCGAGACCACCUGGCUUUGGUCUUCGUUGCAAUCAUUAUGUUCAUGAGAUUUGUAAAUGUGUGGGAAUUCACGAUUUGACAGGUAAAGUGCGUGGUUCGACUAAUGGUAUGAAUGUAAUCAAAGCUACUUUUGAAGCGUUAGCGGCUCAAAGAUUGCCACAAGAUAUUGCGAGACAAAGGG
This is a messenger RNA of Ambispora leptoticha, 670 nucleotides long. The record is from the annotation of a GenBank genome assembly. Lineage: Eukaryota; Fungi; Glomeromycota; Glomeromycetes; Archaeosporales; Ambisporaceae.